Fomitopsis serialis is the source of this 2971-nucleotide messenger RNA. RefSeq names its product Adaptor protein complex AP-2 alpha subunit. The transcript has 10 exons. Bases 156 to 2849 code for a protein of 897 amino acids. Gene Ontology annotation, molecular function: clathrin-cargo adaptor activity. Gene Ontology annotation, biological process: intracellular protein transport; clathrin-dependent endocytosis. Lineage: Eukaryota; Fungi; Basidiomycota; Agaricomycetes; Polyporales; Fomitopsidaceae. The record is from RefSeq and is a predicted model, not a curated record. Gene Ontology annotation, cellular component: AP-2 adaptor complex; membrane coat.
CUUACCUGGUCGCGUCUCGCCAUCCUGCCCGUCCCCCAUCCUUCGUCCGUGAAGCCAGCUGACUGGCUUAGCAUCAUCUACAGCUCGUCAGCUCAAACCCUCACACACGACCUUGGACUUGGAAGCGGGCUCUAAGCCCGGGAGAACCGACCAAGAUGGCGACUAAUAUGCGUGGGCUCACGCAGUUCAUCGCGGACAUUCGAGGAGCGAGAGUCCGCGAGUUGGAGGAGAAGAGGAUCAACAAGGAGAUGGCGAACAUCAGGAAGAGGUUCAAAGGUCAUCUUCACAUACAUACUGGGUACAAGGUCGAUGUCGGGCACAUGGAGGCAGGCUAUCUCGCAGUCACCCUCCUUAUGCACGAGAACUCCGACUUCCUGCGCCUUGUCAUCAGCAACUGUCUGGCAUUACACGCCAUCGCAAAUGUAGGUGGGCAGGAGAUGGCGGAAGCUUUGGCGGAGGACGUACAUCGCUUGCUGAUUUCCCCAACAUCACCAACCUUUGUGAGGAAAAAAGCUGCGUUGACCUUGCUGAGGCUAUACCGGAAACACCCAGACGUCCUCCCUGCCGCCGAAUGGGCUCUACGGAUAGUCUCCUUGAUGGAUGACGGAGACCUGGGUGUAGUAAUAUGUGUCACUAGCUUGGUCAUGGCGAUGGCUCAAGACCACCUCGAUGCAUACGCGGUGUGUUACACCAAGGCCGUAGACAGGCUCAACAAGCUUGUCAUUGAGCAUGAAUAUAGCGCAACAUACGCGUAUUACAAAGUGCCAUCGCCAUGGCUUCAGGUCAAGCUCUUGCGAUUGCUGCAAUAUUAUCCCCCUUCAGAGGAUCCGACACUACUGGCCGUCAUGUACAAGGUCCUUGAGACCACCAUGAACAACUGUGCCGAACCUUCACGCAAUGUGCAACACAACAACGCUCAGCAUGCUGUCCUCUUCGAGGCUAUCAGCCUCGCCAUCCAUCUUGACACUGACUCACCACUGGUCAACACCGCUGCUGUCCUCCUUGCACGCUUCAUCAGUUCGAAGGAGACGAAUGUCCGUUACCUUGGUCUGGACACCAUGGCACAACUUGCUGCUCGCACGGAGAAUCUCGAUGCCAUCAAGAAACAUCAGGGGACAAUCAUCCUCUCUCUGCGCGACAAAGACAUCUCGGUCCGACGUCGUGCACUCGACUUGCUUUACAGUAUGUGCGACACGGACAACAGCGAGCUGAUCGUCGGUGAGCUUCUACGAUACCUCAAGAUUGCGGACUAUGGCUUGCGCGAGGAGAUGGUGCUGAAGAUCGCAAUCUUGACGGAGAAGUAUGCCAGUACAUACAAGUGGUAUGUCGACACCAUUCUGGAACUGCUCAGUGCUGCUGGCGACCACGUUGGCGAGGAGGUCUGGUAUCGUGUCGUCCAGAUUGUGACGAAUACGGAGGAUCUGCAAGGGUAUGCAGCGAAGGUAGUGUUUGAGUACUUGCGCUCGCCCUCGUCACACGAGAGCCUGGUCAAAGUCGGCGGAUAUAUCCUCGGAGAAUAUGGUCACCUAAUUGCCAACGAGACUGGGUACAGCCCCAUCGAGCAGUUCCAGGUCCUCCAUUCGAAAUCCCAAUUCUGCGCGGCGCCCACUCGCGCUCUCCUCCUUUCGACAUACAUCAAAUGGGUGAACGUCUUCCCCGAGAUCAAGCCGCAGCUCGUGAACGUGUUCGAACGCUAUCGACACGUGCUCGACGUCGACCUCCAGCAGCGCGCAUGCGAGUUCUUCGCACUCGCAUCGCGUCCGGACGAUGACGAAUUGCUGCAGAACGUCUGCGAAGAAAUCCCGCCGUUCCCGCCGCGCGAGAGCGCACUACUUGGCAGACUCAAGACCAAGGGUGGAGACAAGUCCGAUACCCCUCUGGAGCGUACGUCGACGAAGAAGACGGCGAAGAAGCCGACUUUCCCCCAGCCAAAUGGUAAUGGGAGCGCGACCAAUGGCAAUGGGACCGACAUUGCAAGCUCGCUCAUGGGUCUGGAGAUCACAUCCUCAUCAAACGCCCAAUCACCGACGUCCCAACCAGACCUAUCGCAAACACCCGCCGCACUAGCUGAAAAGGGGAUACCGAUGUUGACGGUGGGGCCCAACGUCGAGCGGUGGUUCGACAAGCUGCUCCACGGUGCCGAGGGCGUGCUUUACGAGGACGUGCAGAUCCAGAUUGGUAUCAAGUCGCGGUACCACGGACACCUUGGCCAGCUCGCGAUCUACAUGGGCAACAAGAUCUCCGCGCCGUUCACUUCGUUCACCGCGACGCUGCACGUCGACAACUCAGACGCGCUCUCCGCCACGUUUGCCAAGAUCGCACCAAGUACGAUCGCGCCGCGGACGCAGUCGCAGCAGCUCGUGCACGUCGAGUGCAAGAAGCCGUUCACGAAACCGCCCGUCCUGAGCGUGUCCUUCCUCGCGGGCUCGCACCAGACGAUCGCGGUGCGCCUCCCGAUCGUGUUGACGAAGUUCGUGGAGCACGUCAAAUUGGGCCAGGCGGACUUCUUCGAGCGAUGGCGAUUGAUCGGCGGGCCGCCUCGAGAAGCCCAGCAGGUGUUCCCGAUCACCCUCGACGAGUCGGGGCACGUCGACCGCAGCAAGCAGCGCCAGGUCGUCUCCGGCUUCAACCUGAACGUCCUCGAUGGCAUCGACCCGAAUCCCGACAACAUCGUGGCCGCUGGCAUCCUGCACAUGUCGACCGACGGCAAGGUGGGCUGCUUGAUGAGAUUGGAGCCGAAUCGAGAAGCCAAGCUCUGUCGAAUCACCGUCCGCAGCACGUCUGAGGACGUUGCGGCAGAGGCGAUGAAGCUCGUUAUGAAGCCCCUCAACGCGGACUCACCGUCAUGACACUCGCUGGCCCGUUCUGCUCUCCAUUGACAAUGUCUCCUUCGUUCGCGACGAUUUAUGGAUUCUACAUAGUACGUGUAUUGCUAUACUGACGAGCAUAAUAUAUGUGAAAAGCGAAAAAU